Messenger RNA from Alosa alosa (allis shad), 2727 nucleotides. RefSeq names its product family with sequence similarity 219 member Ab (gene fam219ab). The record is from RefSeq and is a predicted model, not a curated record. Bases 275 to 835 code for a protein of 186 amino acids. The transcript has 6 exons. NCBI's taxonomy places the organism in Eukaryota, Metazoa, Chordata, Actinopteri, Clupeiformes, Clupeidae.
UCUGUAGGGACCGCUCCAUAAUCGAGCCAGUUUGGCGAGUCUGGUUGGAAGCCACGGCCCCGGAAGUGGGUGGUUGCGGGUUGAGUCGCCGCUUGGUCAUCGCUGACUGAACUGGCUGCUGGGAUGAGGCUAAGAACGAAUGACGGCUGGAGCCCGUUUGAUAUCUGAGAAAUUGAUUGUGAUCAACUUGAAACCUACAACUGCACCAUUCCCAUUACCUGCUGAAGGACUUAUUGGGUAGCUUACAUUGGAGGCUAAAAAUCUCUGAGCCAAGAUGAUGGAGGAAAUGGAUAGAUUUCAAGUGCCGCCGUCGGUUCAAUCGGAGAUGCAGCCUUUGGACCCAGCAUCCUCUACCACAUCCGAGGCUGACUCAGACACCCGAGACGGGGAACCUGCAACUUUAAACUAUAAACCCUCCCCUCUGCAGAUGAAGAUAGAGAAACAGAGAGAGUUGGCUAGGAAGGGCUCAGUGAAGAAUGGAAAUGCAGGUAGUCCAGUGAAUCAGCAGCCUAAGAAGAACAACGUGAUGGCCAGAACAAGGUUGGUGGUCCCUAAUAAAGGCUACUCAUCUUUAGACCAAAGCCCAGAUGAGAAACCUUUGGUUGCUUUAGAUACAGACAGUGAUGAUGACUUUGACAUGUCGAGAUAUUCUUCGUCAGGAUACUCCUCAGCUGAGCAAAUCAACCAGGACUUGAACAUCCAGCUGCUGAAGGACGGCUACCGUCUGGACGAGAUCCCAGAUGACGAAGACCUUGACCUCAUACCCCCCAAAGCAGUGAAUCCCACGUGCAUGUGUUGCCAAGCCACUUCCGCCACAGCUUGCCAGAUCCAGUAGACCCAUCCCCAUCACCUCGCCAAGACCCCUAACCCUAGCCCCAUCCAGUAACGUCUCUCCUGUGAAUCCAUCUCACCGUGUGAGUGGUGACCAAUUGCCAUGGUUGAGCAUAACAUUACAAAUGACAAAUAAUCAAGGUGGUAGAAGACAAGCAAACGAGCAUACAAUAACCACAUUAAUUCAAGAAUGACAGUGAAUAACAGGGGAAAUAAGGGAAGGGUUAUUUUAAACAAAAGUGUUUUAUUGAUUGCUUCCUCCUAUGGCAGGACAUGCACUUCCUUGUUUGUUUAAAGAGUCAGGAGAAGCUAGUGAGGAAUGGCUCUCUUCCUGGCUGGCCUUGAAUCAUUUAAUUAAAAGUAGUGGAUUAAAAAAGAGAAAGGGAAAAAUAACAUUUCAAUUCAACAUUCAAUUUAGAAAUGUGAGACUUGUUUAAAAUCUGCUGCUAAUUUACACUCACUUCUGUGUUGUGACACAACUGCUUCUCUGUUAUAUUUACUGUUCAAUGCUUACACUUUACAAGUUGUGUUUUAUUAUUUUAUUUUUCACAUGUAAUGUUUUAAUCCUGGACAUUUGGAACAGUCCUGAGAUGUUUUUUAAAGGAUGUUCUGUCUCCUUUUGUAAGGGUUGAUGAGCAUUGCAAGGCUACAGAUAGACAGAGCACAGCACUGAGGGCAGAAUAGUGUAGCAUGUUUAAGGGCAUUGCACUUUUGGUUUGACUUCAAACACUGAUUUACUUCAGAUUGACCCACAUAUCUAUGGUGGAAUGAGAGUGAAUGUAUUACAAGGGAAGAGUGUGUAGGUACUUCUCAACUGAUCAGGCAUAUCAAUCUAUACAUCUUUAAUUUUGCAGUUUCACAAGCCAUGUGGCACAUAUUGCAAUAUACUGCACACUACUUAAAACAUAUCCUUAAAUAUUAUUUUGUGAAUAAUGUGACUUUCCUAUCAAUGCCUCUGACUUUAAUGUGGUUUAGUUUUCCUCCCUAUAAACAGAGGAUACUUAUUACAUUUGGUGAGGGUAAAACAUCUACAAAUUUCCGUGAAAGUAAUUAGGCCAGAAAGUAAAAAUAAAUAUUGGAUAAUCCAUGUUUGGGAGAAGUGAACCAGUCAAUAGAGAGACAUUACUAGGAAAUCUGUUAUUUGAUAGCCCUAAACAUGAGCACAAGAUAUCACACUUGGCCCAUUCAUAAAAAGUAAUAAAAGAGAUGGUACAAAGAAUUUGACCACAGACUUUGAAUUUGAGAGUGGCAGCUACAGUCUUGUGAAAUGGAAAUGUGUUGGCACUGAGGGAAAUGCUCUCCGAGGCACUGCAGUGUAGACAGAGUUUUACUGUACUGACAUAUACUUGAAUAUGACAAGUAUCAGACACAUUCACUGUAUGUUAACGUCGUCAUCUCUGGUUAUGUGGAUUUUGUUCUGUUAUGUAACAUUUCUUGUAGGUUCUUGGUCUAAAAGAAACUCACCUCUUCACACCAAUCACCCAAAUGGUUCCAUUGGUGUUGACACAUUUACUCAGUCCUCCUUUUAUUUUCAGGAAACACACCACAUUCCCAAUAAUGAUUUGAAAACCGCUCUAUUACUGUACAUGGGUUUGGUUUUGCAAUUUGAUUGUUUGUUUUACUAAGAGCAUGGAUGUGUACAACAUUUUAUAACAUUUUGUUGUUAAACUGCACUCGCUCAUGUCCAAAUUAGUUUGCGUAUAGAGUAUGCCUUAAAUGAGGAGUACUAACAAGAAUGGAAAUGCUAUGUUUGGAAGACAUGCUGACAGUGUCUUUUUGAAACAAAACUUUGUUUUUUUAACAUAUUAAUGAUUAUGUAUAGACAUAUCCAUGAGUAUUUAACUAUGUUACAGUUAUUUGUUGUGUAAGAUAUCAAUAAACACAAAGCCAAAUGAA